Molecule: messenger RNA, 1737 nt
Organism: Schistocerca serialis cubense
Lineage: Eukaryota; Metazoa; Arthropoda; Insecta; Orthoptera; Acrididae
Exons: 7
Coding region: 1-1737 (578 amino acids)
Source: RefSeq, a predicted model, not a curated record
AUGGCAAAUCUUAACUCCCAGUACGAUGGGCUUAAGUGUCACCUGCCCUCGCCGAGUGUGCCAGCAGUGUCGUCGCCUGCCCUCGCUGAGUGUGCCAGCAGUGUCAUCGCCUGCCCUCGCCGAGUGUACCAGCAGUAUUACCUGUCCUCGCUGAUUGUGCCAGCAGUGUCGACUGCCCUCACCGAGUGUGCCAGCAGUGUCUGUCGCCUGCCCUCGCCGAGUGCGCCAGCAGUGUCGUCGCCUGCCCUCGCUGAGUGUGCCAGCAGUGUCGUCGCCUGCCCUCGCCGAGAGUACCAGCAGUGUUACCUGUCCUCGCUGACUGUGCCAGCAGUGUCGCCUGCCCUCGCCGAGUGUGCCAGCAGUGUCGUCGCCUGCCAUCGCCGAGUGUGCCAGCAGUGUCGUCGCCUGCUCUCGCCGAGUGUACCAGCAGUGUUACCUGUCCUCGCUGACUGUGCCAGCAGUGUCGCCUGCCCUCACCGAGUGUGCCAGCAGUGUCGUCGCCUGCCCUCGCCGAGUGUACCAGCAGUGUUACCUGUCCUCGCUGACUGUGCCAACAGUGUCGCCUGCCCUCGCCGAGUGCGCCAGCAGUGUCGUCGCCUGCCCUCGCUGAGUGUGCCAGCAGUGUCGUCGCCUGCCCUCGCCGAGAUGUCGUCGCCUGCCCUCGCUGAGUGUGCCAGCAGUGUCAUCGCCUGCCCUCGCCGAGUGUACCAGCAGUAUUACCUGUCCUCGCUGAUUGUGCCAGCAGUGUCGACUGCCCUCACCGAGUGUGCCAGCAGUGUCUGUCGCCUGCCCUCGCCGAGUGCGCCAGCAGUGUCGUCGCCUGCCCUCGCUGAGUGUGCCAGCAGUGUCGUCGCCUGCCCUCGCCGAGAGUACCAGCAGUGUUACCUGUCCUCGCUGACUGUGCCAGCAGUGUCGCCUGCCCUCGCCGAGUGUGCCAGCAGUGUCGUCACCUGCCAUCGCCGAGUGUGCCAGCAGUGUCGUCGCCUGCUCUCGCCGAGUGUACCAGCAGUGUUACUUGUCCUCGCUGACUGUGCCAGCAGUGUCGCCUGCCCUCACCGAGUGUGCCAGCAGUGUCGUCGCCUGCCCUCGCCGAGUGUACCAGCAGUGUUACCUGUCCUCGCUGACUGUGCCAACAGUGUCGCCUGCCCUCGCCGAGUGCGCCAGCAGUGUCGUCGCCUGCCCUCGCUGAGUGUGCCAGCAGUGUCGUCGCCUGCCCUCGCCGAGAUGUCGUCGCCUGCCCUCGCUGAGUGUGCCAGCAGUGUCAUCGCCUGCCCUCGCCGAGUGUACCAGCAGUAUUACCUGUCCUCGCUGAUUGUGCCAGCAGUGUCGACUGCCCUCACCGAGUGUGCCAGCAGUGUCUGUCGCCUGCCCUCGCCGAGUGCGCCAGCAGUGUCGUCGCCUGCCCUCGCUGAGUGUGCCAGCAGUGUCGUCGCCUGCCCUCGCCGAGAGUACCAGCAGUGUUACCUGUCCUCGCUGACUGUGCCAGCAGUGUCGCCUGCCCUCGCCGAGUGUGCCAGCAGUGUCGUCGCCUGCCAUCGCCGAGUGUGCCAGCAGUGUCGUCGCCUGCUCUCGCCGAGUGUACCAGCAGUGUUACCUGUCCUCGCUGACUGUGCCAGCAGUGUCGCCUGCCCUCACCGAGUGUGCCAGCAGUGUUGUCGCCUGCCCUCACUGAGUGUGCCAGCAGUGUCGUCGCCUGCCCUCGCCGAGUGUACCAGCAGUGUUACCUGUCCUCACUGA